AUGGACCGGUACGUGGUGGUGCUUCUUGGUGCGAUGUUGCUGGUAGUGUCGGUGGAGCAGACGAUGGGCCAUCUUCGGCAUGAUCCGCUAGGGUGUCACAAUGGUACGCAGAUUACCGUAGACGAGUGCUGUGCUAUACCGGCACUAGCCGAUAAGAGCAUCGUAGAGAAGUGCAAAUCCGAACAUCCCUUCCGGCCACCCAAGAAAAAUACUAAAGAGCACGGUCCCCAUCCAGGAGCGUGCAUCGCUGAGUGUAUUCUGAAGGGGAUGAGUGCCUUCAAGGGGAAGCAGAUUGAUGCUGCCGGGUUCAAGAAAGCAAUCCAACCGGCGGUCAAAGCCAAUCCAAACUUUGCCAAACUGUUGGAGGAUGCGGUUAAAACGUGCGAACAGCGCGUUAACGUGGAUACGGAAUUUUCCGUAAGUCCGGACAAAGCAAGCUGCAACCCGGUGGGAAAACUGUUCAUCAACUGCGUGUAUGGGACACUGUUUGAGCAAUGCCCAACGGGUGUCUGGCAGCAGAAGGACGAAUGCACACUGUUGAAGGACAAGAUAAAGAAAGGCUGCCCUUACUUUGCCAUGCGCAAACACAAUCAUCGGCAUAUGCGACCAACCUAA
Molecule: messenger RNA, 615 nt
Organism: Anopheles moucheti
Lineage: Eukaryota; Metazoa; Arthropoda; Insecta; Diptera; Culicidae
Gene: Obp49a
Product: general odorant-binding protein 67
Exons: 4
Coding region: 1-615 (204 amino acids)
Source: RefSeq, a predicted model, not a curated record